AGACGAAGACCUCGACGAAGAGAUAACUCUGUCAUGUCCUCUCACUCUUUCACGGUCGAUAACAAAGCCGCUCAAAAGAAGAAAGUGAAUGAUGAUAUUGAAAUGGCUUUGGGGAUUGUAACUUCCUUGUCUGAAAAUCGACCUGAAAUUAGCGAAAUUUCAAGAAUAACAGAUAAAUUUAAAGAAUCAAGUGUUUGGAAAGAAGUUGAAAGUUCCUUAAACUAUUUUAAAAGUAUUACUAACCCAGAAGAUACAAAUGCUUUGAGUCUGGUUGCUUUCAUUAAUGAAGGAAAGCUAAGGCAGUUUUGUUAUAAUAUAAUCUUACUUGGAUCAUACAUAGAUGACAGACAGUGCUUUGAUGUUGACAAGCGAAUUCAGAACCUCCAAAAAUAUAUUAAAGAUGCUGUUCUGUGGAUACGAGAUGAGAAGCCAGUUGCAAAACCUUGUAAACUUAUUCAAAGUAAUAUUUAUGAACUAGAAAAUAUUCUUAGUUCAUGGAAAGAUGCAUCAAUUUUUCUGGAGUCUGAAGUUAUAAUUCAAAAUAAGCAUAAAUUUAUGCUUAUGCGACAAGAGCCACUUUUACUUUUAAGAACUGAGUCUGAAACAUGUAGGAUUCAGCAAUCUUACUCUGUUUGUGUAACUAAUCUGUCUCAAAAAUUGUUAUCUCUGUCAGUUAAAAUUGGUUCACUACAACCUUGCUCUACAAUUAACCAGCUUUGUAACUUAUUUUUAGAUAUAAACUCAGAAAUAACACCACUGCUAGAAGUUGUAAAUGGUUUUUAUAAAUGGAGCUUGGCCACAAAUUUUGUUGACUACAAGUAUAUUGCAUUUGCGACAUUAAUAGAUUGGUGCUCACAUGUUAUUACACUUCAUCAAGAAAGGAGCAUAUUUCUUAAUCAAACCCUUUCACAGCUAGUAUUUAUGUUGGAAUCCAUGCGUGAUAUCCUCCCAAAGGAAUGCAUCACUGUGGUAAAUACCUUUGAACAUGAUAAGGCUCGUAUUCUUGAUGGAGUUGUAUCUGUAAGAAGUGUUUUGCUUCAUGCUACUAAUAUAAAAGAAUUUCAGAAUGAUUUUGUACCUAAUUGUUAUCAAGUCUAUGUUCAAUUUCUUGAGAAUUGUAUGAAAUUAAGAGCUCCUAGUCAGGAUUCAUGGUUAACCACUGGCAUGCUUAAUGUUGAUAGUAAUUCUAUUAAAGUCUUGAAAAAUUUACUUUUUAACUUGAAUUGGGAAUUACGAAGAGAUUUUCUUAUGGCCAAGAAGAGAUUUUGUUCUAUUUAUAUUUCAGAUCCUAGUCUAAGCUUUGAUGUUGUUUUGUUGUGUAGAAAAUCUAUUGAAAACCUGCAAAAUGUUUCUUCACUGCCACAAAUCAAUAUAAAUGCAUGGACUCAAGAUACUAUUGCAAAGGCUAAUUUUCUAUUUAAUGCUUGCUCUGAUCUUUAUGAUUGCUUAGUAUUGCUAACUAAAGGAUAUGCUAGUUCAAUAUUUUCUAGGGACCUUUCAUUAUUUUUUGAAAGUCUUUAUUCCAAGGAACAAGUGAAUUUGCUUCCUAUUAUUCAGGAUUUGCUUAAGGAUGUAAAGCAUAUUUUGGAAGAGGAGAUGGUUUUGCAGUCACAGAGACAAAUUCAAAGCCGCGAUCAUUCUAAUAACAUGCAAUCAUUUGACAUUGACUUUUUUGUUCUACUGAAUUUGGAAAAAUUUAGCUCUACUGAUGAUAUUAAAGUUGCCCUGCAUUUCAUUAUUAUUGAUGACAGUGCACAAGGCAGUCAGGCUGAGUUUAUUACAACUGAGAGAAAACAUAAUUGUGCUGUUAUGACAUCAAAAGUUACAUUUGAUGAAAAAUAUUUAGGAAGAAAGCUUUAUUACAAGUAUUUUAUAUUUUCUACUGGUGUCAAUCUGGAAGAGUUGCUGUAUAUUCGUCAAGCUGUUUUUAGUGAUUGCAGUAAAUGCUGUAGGGCACGUAUUCUUCCUACUCGAGAUGAGUUAUUGGAAAACUCGUACUGUAUAUAUGAUCCAAUUAUUUAUCCUCAGGAAGUAAAGGGAACACUGGAAAAAUUUGUUUCUGUUAUGUUUUUGUUUGAUACUACAGCCUUUAAGGAACCUGAUAGAAAAAAGGAAGUUGAGCUUUGUUUUAGAUUAUAUCUAGGAGAUUAUGUGACACAAAAACAUCUUCCUCCUGAUGAGAUUGUGACUAUGUAUUUAAAGCUUUCAAGAGUAUACAAGUCCCUGAAGUAUUCUAUAAAAGUAAACACUGGGGAUGUUAGAAAUCAGGUCAUGGUUUUGAACCCUUCUGGAAAAACUUUUGAAAUGGUUCUUAUUGAGGAAAUAAAGAAAGUUUUAAAUAACCGAAAUUCUCAAUGCAUUCUUCAGUAUAUUGUUUUGUGCCACUUUUUGGUUUGCCUUAUUAAUGAUUCCCACUUGCUGUCAGGAGAUUUUAUUGAUAGUGUAUUGUCGUCAUUACAAGUGGCAUAUGAAAGUGAAAAUAAUAUUAGAAAAUGUUUUCAAUUUGAAAUAAUUCAAGAGUUCCAACACUUGGAUUUAAUGAAAAAGCUAUUGAAAGACAUCUUCUUGGCAGUAAAAAAUUAUUUUGAGUCAUCUAAACCUGAUAUUUUAUCAUCAGUAUACUUCAUAAAAGCAUUGCCAUUGUAUUAUUGGUUUGUUGAUCCCCACCCUACAAAACCUUUUACUGAACUGGAUGUGAAGCCAGAUGUUAUCAUAGAUUUGAUAGAGACUUCCAAGUGUCUUUGCCCACAAAAAAUAUGGAGAAUGCAAGACGUUUUAAGAGAUUUAGAUUUGAUACAUUUGAAAGGAGAUGCUAAACUCCAAGCUAUUUUAUUUGUUAUUUGUCCUCCUUCACAGUAUUCUGUUUUAUUGAGCUAUGUUUCACUACCAGUAAUCUUUGUUGGAGUUAGUUUGCAUAUUGCAAGCACAAAUCAAUUUGACAAAAAAGCCCUUGAAGCAUUUGAAAAGCUUUUGCCAAAUGUGAAGAGGUAA
Amphimedon queenslandica is the source of this 2991-nucleotide messenger RNA. RefSeq lists its product as uncharacterized. NCBI's taxonomy places the organism in Eukaryota, Metazoa, Porifera, Demospongiae, Haplosclerida, Niphatidae. The record is from RefSeq and is a predicted model, not a curated record. The coding region runs from base 34 to 2991 and encodes 985 amino acids. The transcript is spliced from 21 exons.